UCUUGUGUCUGGACAGUGAAAGUGUGUGUGUGCGGAUUGAUUCGUGUAGAUGGAGAGAAGAGAGCCAGAAGGGCGAGAUUUCUUCUCCUCCUGGCGCUCGGAUGAACCUAUACGAUUGAUAUUCAGACGUUAAAAUAGCUGAGAUGUGACGCCGAUCUAUUAAAACGCAGGUCUUCGAGACAGCCCUUAAACUAUGGGAUUUCAGAUCUACUGAGGGCACUUUCACAAAAGGAGGGAAGAGGGGCCGACAUCCAGAACAAAACGAAGGGAUUGAGGUUUUGAAAAGAGGAUCAGUACUUUCGGACACAGCGGGGUGCAUGCUGGCCCCUCAACUGGACGACCUCUUUUGUGCGAGAGAGAGAAAAUAAAAGCAGGCAUGCGCAAUAAACUCAGAAGGUUCCGGAACGCGGACCGCCCCAUGCUGGGGGACAGGACCGAUUUGGUGCUUUUGACUGUAUUGGUGCUUUUGGUAGCGGAUGUGCGGGCAUCCUGGGACCAGAACCCCGUGGAGGUUCUCGGCGAUGUGGGGCAGCUCGAGGCAUCUAUGCACUCCUCCGUGCUGUCGGACCUUCGUGAGGCGGAAGCGGCCAUGUCGCAGCCCAGCGGCUUGCCGGAUUCCUCGGCGGUGGUGGGCAGGGUUUUCCAAAUGCAGGUGCCCAUCAAAGCCAAGGACUCUAAGAGCAAAAUUAAGAUCACAGAAGCGAGCAAGGAUGUGCUCCCAGCAUGGUUGCAUUGGGAUGCAGAGAGUGGCACACUUCAAGGCCUUCCUUUAGAGACAGACAAGGGCGUUCACUACAUUUCUGUUUCUGUUUCCAACGAGAGCCAAGUCUCCCAAAGCCCAGAUGUGUUCUCCAUUGAGGUGCACCCAGAGGAGCAUGCCGAUACGGACCCUUUUCUGCUCGCUCUCCAAUCAGCCAGCAAUGACGUUCAGCCAUUUAUCUGUGGUAAUGAGGAUCCUGUUACAGUGCUUACUGUCAUCCUGGAUGCUGACCUCAAUAAGAUGAGCUCCAAGCAGAGGGUGGAGCUACUUGCCAAAAUGAAAAAGUUCUCUGGCAUGGGGCUUCAGCACAUGAAGAUUUUGCCUGUGGUCAACAACCGUUUGUUUGACAUGUCCGCUUUCAUGGCAGGACCUGGAAAUGCCAAAAAGGUAGUUGAAAACGGUGCCCUUUUGUCCUGGAAACUUGGCUGCAGUCUGGAUCAAAGCAGCAUUCCUGAUAUCAGUAGCGUUCAGGUUCCGGCAAAAGAGGGAACCAUGUCCGCACAGUUGGGAUAUCCAGUCGUCGGAUGGCACAUCGCUAACAAGAAGCCUCAUGUGCCCAAAAGGGUGCGAAGGCAGCUGAAUAACACCCCCACCCCUGUUCCCUCUUUACUUCCCCCGACAACUUACCCUGAGCCCCCUACUCGUAUCGUUCCCACCCCAACCUCUCCAUCCAUUGCUCCUACCUCUGAUAGUUCUGCCCCACCUGUUCGUGGUCCUGUGCCCCUGCCUGUGAAACCGACAUUAUCUCGAUCCAGAGAUCCAAUUGCUUACACUCCAACUUUAGUCCCCCCUCUGCCAACAAGAGUCCCAGAUAGCACCAGCACUAUUGCCAUCCAGCCCACCAUGACCAGGCCUAUUUAUGUUGGACCCUCUGUGACCCCAGCAACACCCACCACUAGGAAACCAACAAAGAGACCACCAAAGAAACCAAAGUCAACCCCUACGCCAGAAAAACCCAAGAUCACUACAACCAAGCCACCAAGACGCACAACUCCUGUACCCGUCUCUCCUGAUGGCAAUAUUAAACCUCAGCUGCGUAACCCGAUUGAUCAGGUAAACGCCUACAUUGGCACAUACUUUGAGGUGAAGGUUCCACCGGAUACGUUUUUCGACAAAGAGGAUGGUACUACAGAUAAGUUGAGGCUAACCUUGCGCAAGGGCUCUGAUUUGGUUGGGGAUGAUUCCUGGAUACAAUUCAAUAGCACAAGCCAGUUGCUCUAUGGAUUACCAGAUCAGGAGCAUGAAGGAAAACAUGAGUAUUUUAUGCAGGCGACUGACAAAGGAGGUCUCUAUGCAAUAGAUGCCUUUGAGGUCCGAGUCAAUCGUUGGGGAAACAAUGUUAAGUCGCCAGUGUUGUUCACUGCCGUUUUUGACGGGGAUGCACGUACAGUCACCAAUGAUGUUCACAAAAAGAUCCUUCUUGUCAAGAAAUUGGCCCAAUCAUUUGGUGAUCGUAACGGCAGCACCGUCACCUUAAAGAACAUUAUCAAGGGGUCCAUUAUAGUGGAAUGGACCAACAACAGCCUUCCGCAAAACCCCUGCCCAAAAGAGCAAAUCGAGCAGUUGUCCAAAAGGAUUUCUGAUCCCGACGGUAAACCAUCGCAACACUUUAAAUAUGUCAUGCAACCGGACUUCAAGGCCUCAAAUAUCACCGUAAGGGGUACAGGAAGCUGUCGUAACUUCAUGUUUGUCCCAAAAGGUGAGAUCUUGGAUCCAACUUCAGAACCAGUUACUCCCGCUGUUGGUGCUGGAAGACAGAGCACGGACGAUGUGUAUCUACACACUGUCAUACCAGCCGUGGUGGUUGCAGCUAUUUUACUGAUAGCGGGAAUCAUUGCCAUGAUCUGCUAUCGAAAGAAACGCAAGGGCAAGCUAACUAUUGAAGACCAAGCGACUUUCAUCAAGAAAGGAGUACCCAUCAUUUUUGCAGAUGAGCUCGAUGACUCCAAGCCACCUCCAUCUUCCAGCAUGCCCCUUAUCCUUCAGGAGGAAAAACCUCCUCUUCCUCCGCCAGAGUAUCCGAACAUGGCUAGUCCAGAGACAACACCUCUCAACCAGGACCUUUUGGGAGAGUACACGCCUCUACAUGACGAGGAUCCUAAUGCCCCUCCUUACCAGCCUCCACCACCCUUCUCUGUCCCAAUGGAGGGUAAAGGUUCCCGUCCCAAGAACAUGACCCCAUACAGAUCCCCACCCCCUUACGUGCCUCCCUAAUGUUGGCAGGAGCCUCCGGAGCAGGAGGAUGGGGAACUUUCGUAGUUCCGAACCAUUGUGUUGUCUCUGCAUAAUUGGAUUGUUUGAAAGGUUGUGCUGCAAAUGUGGGAUUUAGGUUUGAAUGUCAUGGUAUGUUUUUGUUAAACUGAACUCUUAUUAAAGGAGUGGGGGGAGGGCGGGUUACAUGGAUAGUCUGAAAAAGACAGCAAGUACAACCUCAGCCUCUGACUACUCUGGUUUUUGCUAAACUGUUGGGGGAGUACCCUCAAGUCUUGGCGCUUUUGUGUCUAGAUGGGCUUUUUGACUAAUUAUUUGUUUUUGUUUGUUUGUUUUUGAUUUUGUUUUCUGACUCGGAAUCAAACUCCUUGCCUAACAGCACUCUUUUUAUCUUCUAAAUUCGUUAAUUUUGAAUAAUAUAAUCAGACAAUAAAACUGACUGCAGGUGCAAAAGGUUUGGUAGGAAAAAUUCAAUAACAGUGGGAAGUAAAAGAAUGGCCUUGAGGGACUUGGACAGCCAUGCAGACAGUUUUGUGGGAUGUUGAUUCAUUAUGGUUUUGCCUUUUAACACAAAAUUAAACGGUUUUAUUGUUAUUCACAUGUCUAGUUAAAAUCACAACAAGAAGUAGCCAAAAUGAGAGAUUUGUUUAAUUCAAUGUGUAUUUGAAAGUUGUUAUGGUAGAUCAUCUUUAUAUAUUUUUUUACUUUUUCUUUCUUUAAAAGUAUUACACUGAAAAAACGCUAUAUUUUCAACCCCCUCGAACUUGGAAAAAAGAAUUAAAAUAUCAAAUCACAGAACAUAUCAGCGUGUGUUCUGACUUGAGAUAUAUAUAUAUACACUCAAGAUGACGUACGAUAUAUAUCCCAUAUAGCCUCUCGUCAGCCAUGUGAAACUUUUGAAGAAGGUAGUCUCUUGAUUGAUCUCAUCGUCUAUGCAGAUUCUGCGUUUGACCCGACAGGCUUGAUCCUGAUAUUGAUCACACUUAAUCGCAUUUCCCACAGGCCAUGAAAAAAUCUCGUGAUUUUAAUUGGAUUUACAACUUGAUGGAGUCUUUGAAUCCUUAAUUUCUCAAGUCAGAACCACCUAUGUACUGUUUCACCAGUUAAACUCAAGCUACUGAUAGUCGUCGAGACGCUCAAAGACUUGAUUCAAUCCGACUUUCAGACGAUUUGUAUUUUUUUUCUUUUUGUUUUUAUUAUUUUUAUAUACAUAUAUAUAUAUAUUUCAGUGAUGAUUAUGGAGUAUAUGCCUUGGAUCCGCUCAAAAUAAUUCUAAAUAAAGACUGAAGAUUUUGAUAACGGCGACCCAUCUUUUAUACAAUGGCAACGUUUAUUUAAAUGUCAUAUAUAUAUGUGGAGUUGAAUGCCAUAUUUUGCCUUGGUGAUUUUGCAGCAAGUGUCCUCUCUGUAAAUAAUAUUCUGCCUGUGGAUAUAAUUGUAUUUAUAGGCCAAACGUGUGUAAAUCGGAUAUGGUAAAAACAAGAAAUAGAGUAAAAAAUCUUGCUGUUUGUUUUAGAUAAGGGGUGGUUAUUUUUUAUAUAGCGAUAGUUCUAAAGAAAAACCUUGAGCAAAUACCUGGGGGGAAAAGUUGACUGGUUUCAUUUACAAAAUCAUCAGAAAACUAGAAAAAAAAGGAUUGAUAAGAUCACAAUCUAAUUUUUUUACACAGUUUUUGAUACAGCCUAAAAUUGUUUAUUGAAAACAAAUAUAUAGUGUACUGCAAUUUGUAAAAACCUUAGUCUGGUAAUUGAUUCAUUAUAAAUAUAUAUAUCUAUCUAGCUUUUCCUCAUGGGUCGUUUUCUUAGUUGCAUUUCUUUUAGGUUUGCUUGAACUAAAUAGCUAAUGCGGUUAGUGCUAUUGAGAGAAUGUUAUCAUGUACGUUUUGAUUUCUGAUUUGUGUUUUAAGCUCUUUUGUUUUGAGUUUUAAAUUCAGAAGUGAUAUUUGCAAUAAAAGUGUGGCUUUGUUAAAGUCGGUCAUUAAAAAUCUGCAAGGUCUGUGUGAAACCUCAAAGUCUGACAACCCGUUGAAUUUAUGAGACUGAGAUAUUUUGCCAAGGAGGUUGUUUUGUAUGGAUGUUAUUUUCUGCGUAUUAUCGUCAUUUCUUUAUUAAUGCUUCCAUUCACCUACGUACACUGUCAAAAAAAUGGUCCAUUUAACUACAGAUGUAUAUAUCAGAUAUGUACUAAUAUGGACUCUUUAGGUGCAAAAGUUUGUUUUAAAAGGUUAUCGCUCCAUUAAAGUCCAUUUUUCUGACAGUGUAUAUCGUUAAAUCAAGAUCCACUGAGGUUUGAUUUAUUAUAAACAUUUGAAGUACAAUAUCUUAUCAAGCUCUAUGAUUUAAUAGCAUUUAUCUUAAGAGUGCUAAUUUAAUUUCUUUUCAUUUCAAACAUUCACAACAUCUUUGUUCGCCAUGGAUAAACUUAAGGACGCAACUCAAAAUCAGAAAGAAUUUGUGGCCUUUGUAAUCGUUUCUUUUACGUCACAUUAUUUAUAAAUCAGUAGCGUAGCAAUGUUGCAGUAAAGCUGCUUUUUCAUUAGCACAACUGAAUAAAUAUUUUAGGUGGAAAAACCAAAGAUGAAAUGGUUGUCGUUUACUAACAACUGAGUGUACUGCUUUGUUUAAUUUACGAGUUCAAGCUGUCUUUCGUUACUUACCGCGUCAAAUAAAAGCAAUGACAUAAACUGAUUAUACGGUCGUUUUCAUUCAUCAUCAUUUGAGUGUUUCCUUUAUAAGUUUGGUUUGGUUUGGUUAAAGAGCAUAUUAUUAAUACAUGUAUUCAAUAUGUAUGUUUUUAAGUUGUCAGCCGUACAUGCAAACAGUAUUCCGGUCUGCAUUUGGUGCAUUAUAAUAACAUAAUAUCCAAUACGAGUUUGAUCCCCACCACUGGAACAUCAAGCUUUCAGAUGUGAAGAGGGGAAAACGGUCAAUAGUUUUAUAUUGUAUAUGAGUCAUGUAAAGACACAUUUUGUUUGUUUUAAACAUUCUGUCCAAGUUUUACAAAGUGUGCAAGCUGUAUUGCCCGAGCCAAGUCAAGGUGACAAAAGAUUGAAUCCGAAUUUUUAAGCAAUGAAUUAUGAAAGGUGCUGAUGUUGGUUGACCUCGGUGCCAGGUGUAACAAAUGACAGUGAUGCCCAGAACAAGACACCUUUUAUGCCAUUUAAAGGUUGACAAAUACGCAUCCGGUAAAGAGCAUAAUGAUGAGCCACGCUUGCUUCAUUCUCUUUCAUGUUAAACCGCGUUGGUCAAUUGAUGCCACCACCAGACACUGUAUGUUUGAAUCUUGUAUUAAAAAGUGUUCUCACUGUGAA
Misgurnus anguillicaudatus (oriental weatherfish) is the source of this 6281-nucleotide messenger RNA. RefSeq names its product dystroglycan 1. The record is from RefSeq and is a predicted model, not a curated record. Gene Ontology annotation, cellular component: dystroglycan complex; dystrophin-associated glycoprotein complex; sarcolemma. Gene Ontology annotation, molecular function: calcium ion binding; laminin binding. Gene Ontology annotation, biological process: muscle attachment; morphogenesis of an epithelium; axon guidance. NCBI's taxonomy places the organism in Eukaryota, Metazoa, Chordata, Actinopteri, Cypriniformes, Cobitidae.